This is a messenger RNA of Leishmania braziliensis MHOM/BR/75/M2904, 3429 nucleotides long. RefSeq lists its product as hypothetical. Lineage: Eukaryota; Euglenozoa; Kinetoplastea; Trypanosomatida; Trypanosomatidae. The transcript has a single exon. The record is from RefSeq and is a predicted model, not a curated record. Gene Ontology annotation, molecular function: protein binding. The coding region runs from base 1 to 3429 and encodes 1142 amino acids.
AUGUGCGCCAACACCUCAGCGUCGGUACAUGUGCCCACCGUGUGCGACUUGAUGCGUGAGCAGCCUCGCAGCAUCGGAACGUUCGCCUCUACGGAGCUGGAGGAUGUCUACAAUUACUCAGCGUACAUGUCAGCGCUGGGCCAUGCCACAACGCCUUCCUCCGCCACGCGCAGUCUCGCCGACUUCCUCAACGACAUCUUGUUCUCCUACACCGGAGUGCGGUCGUGGUCAGCCUUUCUGCACAUCCAGCAGGAGGGGGCAGCGCUGCGGCGCCAGCUUGGCGACGGUGCCACCUUUGCGCACGAAGCUGUGCACCCGGUUCUAUCGCCCGUUCUGAAGCAGUGGGCCGAGACACUUCGCGCCCAGCAGGCUGCGCGUGUACGUGCCAUUGGCGCCGACGACUCUCCGCACACUACCAUAGUCGCGAGGGCUGCCGCUCCGCGCGGAGGGACGGCGACAGGUAAGCCGCCCUUCAAAUCUCAGUUGAGUGCCUCGGAUGCUACCGCUGCUGUUACUACCAUGCUGAAUCGCAACGCAGCGAAGCACGACUCUUUUCUGACCGCCAGCGCCCCCGAUGACCUCAAUAGCUCCUCCUCGCUGAUGGAGCGGGAGUUAGUGGUGGCGAACGCAUGUGCGCGUCUCACAGCUGAGGAAGACGGCGUGUUACCUCUGUGGACGGACUUGAAUCCGACGCAGCGCUGUGACCCGCUUGCGCUGCAGUGCUUGCGGACAGCUGUCGGCGCCUACUUCCUUGUGUUACUGCGCCUCGUUGACAUUGCAGAGUCGCUGGCAGAUCACUGGGGGCUUCUCUCGCCCAAGGAGCGGAAGAAACUGCACCGUGCCAUGACCUCCGAAAAGGCCGCGCACGUACCGGCUGACUUUCUUUUCUCCAUUUUCACGGAGCUAAACGCGUCAGAGGGGCGUCUGAGCAACGCUGUUGCGGAUCUCUGCAAGUGCACGCGGCUGGAGGUGGUUAGGCUCAACAGUAACGCAGGACUGACGGAGCUGAACGUACUGCCGCCUCACUGCCGCGUCGUAAUCGUGUGCGGCUGCAGCCUUGAUUGCUUUCUCGAGGCGACGCGUCCGUCACCGCCUUUGCCGCCCUCAGCUACGCCGCCUGCCGUAUACGCGUCGUUGACGACACUGGGGCUCGCCUAUAACCGCCUGCGGCACCUGCACUUUGUACAGCAGCUUCCCUCGUUGCGUGUUUUGAACAUGUCCUUCAACUACGUGAGUGAUUUGGAGGCUGCAGUGCAGGAUGUCGCCGCGCAGGGGUCACUGACGGAAGUGACGCUGCAGGGCAACCCUAUCUCGCUUCUGGACGUUUACCGCACUCUUGUGGUGCGUAGCUGCGUGCACCUCGACAGCCUCGACGGCGUCGCCGUCACAGGGGAGGAGAGAGCCUUGGGCCGCCCGACCCUCGAUGAUGGGGACGCCGCUGCGGAGCACUCGCCGGGGAGGCCUGUGCUCGACAGUUUUCCUGCCAGUGCUGCGACGCUGCCUAGCAUUCGGGGGCGGCAUCGAUUGAGUGUGAGCACCUCGCCGGCCCAGUCUUCGCAGCUGCACAACUCGUUGAGACGAGGCUGCUCGACCCUCGGAGUCCCUCAGCUCUCCACAUUGUAUUCGGUAGUGACCACGGAGGCCUCGCGGCAACCUGUGUCAGAUGAGGUACUGCGAACAACCGUGGCGGCGGAGCUGGGUCUGGUCACGGUGAAAGGUCUGAGCAGUCUCCAGCCCGUCCCACAGUCGUGCGCGGCUGAUAGUUUGCUGCCCUCCUCCGACUUCUUACUUGAGCUAGCAGGUGUAGACAAAUCGGUGCAGGCAUUAGAGUCCAGUGACGGUCGCGCCACGCCUACACAGGUGGGCUCCCUCCUCACGUCACCGCUGAGUUCCUCCAUUUUCUCUCUGCAGGCGAGCGGCAGCCGCAAGGGCCGCCACCACAGUGGGACCGCCGGGGAUAGCGGCGGCAGAUCCGCCUCUACCAACAGCAACUCUGCAGGUGGAAAGCGAGCCUUAACGCCGCUGUAUGAGGUCUCGUCACGAGUGACAGUAGAAGGCUGCUGGGGUGAUUCCAGUGUCUCCCGCAGCGGUGCGCCUCACGGCUACACAGAUUGUGUGCGUGUUGCUGUGGAGGUAUGUCUCGAGUCACCUGUACCCUUAUCCACGCAUCACACGGGUCGGCAUACCGGGGCACCUGGCGCACCACCACUGCGUGUGUCCUCUGCCGCAUUGGGUAAGCAGCGCAGGACUGGUGGAGUCGCGGCUGCCGCCAACGGAGCAACUUCGCCACCACCCAUACUCGACCCUUACAUUCCGGCCCGUGUCGCGGCGGGGGCCGGAGGCGGCGGCGGAGCUACAUGCUUGGUGAGCUUCCCCCUCACGGAGGUCCUCGUCUGCGCUCUGCAGCAGCCGGUAGUGCUGCGCGUCAUCGUGGAGGACACAUUCCGGUACUCAGAGGCUGAGGUUGCCCUGUGUGCACAACUGGACGCGGCUGCGUCGAACGCGGCUCGCGGCGGGCCGGCAAGUCGAAACAGUGCUACUAUGCGGCCUGCACCUGGAGAGCUUCCAUCGCACGCAGCCCUCUCCUCUCUCUCCUCGCCGCAGGAAGCACCACCGUCGGGAACGCCAAGCCACCGCAAUAGCGAAGAUGCCGAGGAGGAGUCAGUGAUGCACCUGCGCUGCGAGCUCGGGGUGAUAACGCUGGACCCUCGAGGCCUCUUUUCGACGGCGGUCGGCGGCGAUUCGGCAACGUCCACGGUGGCGCCUUGCUGUCCCACACCGCUUCCCAGCUGCCGCGUGCUGUAUGUGCACGAUGCUGCGCUCGAAAAAGAUGCACACGCGCUGAAGAGCGUAGAGCGUGAGGUGCAGCAGCGGCAGUGUCGUCUCCGUGAGGCUCUUGCGAGCUACUCGCACAUGCACCGCCAGUACAGAGAAGCAAGCCGUAAAGGCCUGGAAAGUCCUGAGGGGCUCUCUUCGGCCCUGUUAGCAGGAGUCGGUAAGGACAGUGCCGCCACCGGCAUGGCGUUACCGCAGUCCAACAAGCGGCGCGUCUCUGUGGCGGCGACCGCCCCUCCUUCGUCGGUGUCGAUCUUAUCCACGCCGUCGACCAAGAGUCUAGCCCGUUCUCGCCGCACCAGUUCGGCGGCCCCACCUGCCAGCGCAUCACAGUUGCAGGGCCUCUAUGCAGGCCUCAAGGCUCAGCAGUUACUCGUGGCCCAGCGAGCUGUACGUGUGCUGGCGCUGCGGACACGGCUGGCCGAGCUCCACGGCGCGUCUCUCUCUGUCAGCGCUCGGUUUUGCGUCGGACGUGGCGCGACGCCGCCGCCGUCGACCGUCGCCGAUGCCGAGUUAGACGCGUUGCGCCACUGCCAAGAGACACCCGCGGUCCGCAAAUCGCGUCAGCAGGGCACCAAAGGAAGUCGCCGCUAG